Melitaea cinxia (Glanville fritillary) is the source of this 2169-nucleotide messenger RNA. It is a transcript of the gene gammaTub37C, whose product is annotated as tubulin gamma-2 chain. Gene Ontology annotation, biological process: mitotic spindle organization; mitotic cell cycle; meiotic spindle organization. NCBI's taxonomy places the organism in Eukaryota, Metazoa, Arthropoda, Insecta, Lepidoptera, Nymphalidae. Gene Ontology annotation, cellular component: microtubule; gamma-tubulin complex; centrosome. The record is from RefSeq and is a predicted model, not a curated record. Gene Ontology annotation, molecular function: structural constituent of cytoskeleton; GTP binding. The coding region runs from base 1 to 1371 and encodes 456 amino acids. The transcript is spliced from 10 exons.
AUGCCUAGUGAAAUGAUAACACUCCAACUCGGCCAGUGCGGCAAUCAAAUUGGUUUUGAAUUUUGGAAGCAACUAUGUAUAGAACACGGGAUAUCCCCAGAAGGGAUAUUGGAAGAAUUUGCAUCAGCGGGCUCCGAUCGUAAAGACGUGUUUUUCUACCAAGCUGAUGAUGAUCACUAUAUACCCAGAGCUGUUCUGUUGGAUCUGGAACCUCGAGUUAUACAUACUAUAAUGAACUCUCCUUACGCAAAGUUGUAUAAUCCUGAGAAUGUAUACCUGUCAAAGCAUGGCGGAGGGGCAGGUAACAACUGGGCGUCCGGUUUUGCACAGGGUGAAAAACUCAAUGAGGAAGUAUUUGAUAUCAUUAACAGGGAAGCUGAUGGCAGUGACAAUUUAGAAGGCUUUGUGCUGUGUCACUCAAUAGCAGGUGGUACAGGCUCGGGUAUGGGCUCCUAUAUACUUGAACACCUGUCAGACAGAUUCCCCAAAAAACUUGUACAAACCUACAGUGUCUUCCCGAAUCUGGAUGAGAUAAGCGACGUGGUGGUGCAGCCGUACAACUCGCUGCUGACGCUCAAGCGGCUGACGGAGAGCGCGGACUGCGUCAUGGUGCUGGACAACACGGCGCUCAACCGCAUCGCCAGCGACCGCCUGCACAUCCAGAACCCGUCCUUCGCGCAGAUCAACACGCUCGUCUCCACCAUCAUGAGCGCCAGCACCGCCACGCUCAGGUACCCGUCGUACAUGAACAACGACCUGAUCAGCCUGGUGGCGCCGCUCAUCCCCACGCCGCGCCUGCACUUCCUCAUGACGGGCUACACGCCGCUCUCCGCCGACCACGAGCUCAGCGCUGCACCUAAGAUACGAAAGACAACAGUUUUGGAUGUGAUGCAAAGAUUAUUGCAGCCAAAGAAUAUGAUGGUAUCUCUCAGUCCAGACAGAGUCAACCAACACUGUUAUAUAUCUAUUCUUAACAUUAUCCAGGGCGAGGUGGACCCAUCGCAGGUACACAAGUCUCUACAGCGCAUCAGGGAGCGUAAACUGGCGUCCUUCAUCCCGUGGGGGCCGGCCUCCAUCCAGGUGGCCCUGUCUCGCCGUUCGCCCUAUGUACACGCCUCGCACAAGGUCUCCGGCCUGCUGCUUGCUAACCACACCAACAUAUCUUCGCUGUUCGACCGGUGCCUGCAGCAGUUCGACAAGCUGCGCAAGCGCGAGGCGUUCCUGGAGGUGUUCCGCAAGGAGCCCAUGUUCCAGGAGUCGCUGGAGGAGUUCGACGAGUCGCGCGCCGUCGUGGACGAGCUGGUGCGCGAGUACCGCGCCGCCGCCACGCCCGACUACGUGCACUGGAAUCCCGAGAGCAGUCAAAUAUAAGUAGUAAGAAACCUUUUGUAAGAAAAGAAGUACAACAAGUAUUAUUACAAGAACUAAUACUAUGGAGGUUGCGAAUCUGUUGAUUGUGUGCCAUUAAUCUCUCUCUUUAAUUUCUUAAAAACAGAUCUUAGACUUAGACUUUUCCUUUUUUAAUUGUAUAACUUUAAUAGAUCAGUUUUUAAUUUAAUUCUCAUCAAAAUUAUAAAUAAAACAUUUAUAUUAUAGACAAGGUCGUUAAUUUUUGAGACUAAUAAAAAAAUUAGAAAAGGAUGAAACCCGUUAGAAAAGUAAGAAAAUAUUACAAAAUAAAAGGAAAAAUAAUUUAUAGGCGAAUUAAGGUCGAGAAGUGAAGAGGGGGGGAUUUUAAGGUUGAAAACGGGUUAUAACGAUUUCCAGAACAACCACGAGUCCUAUAGAAAAAAUUUAAAGUUGUAGAUAACAAAAAUUAAAGGUAAAAAGAUCUACAACUUUUGUGUUUGCACUUUUUUCACAUAACCUUCAAAAAUGUAUUGCGAAAAAUUAAAAAAAAAAGACUGGUUUUUUAUUUUUUCCCACAAAGAAAAAUUUUGGUUCACGAACUUUUGUGAACACUUAUCUUUGUAUGUCCUAAAUACAGAGUAAUUUUUUAUUUAAAAUAUUUUUCCUUAUUUUUAGUAUAAAAAAGCAUCCUUAAUUUUCCAUCGAAAAUCGUGACUUCAAAGUAUCUGUUUUUUGGAAUCUUCUUUCUUAUGUAUACAAAUAAAUAAAAUUGAAGUCAAAAUGCUUAUGGGUACAUGUACCAAAAUAACAUUUUUUACC